CAGAAUCUUGUUAAUUUGAAACAUAUUGACCUCAGUGACUCCAAGCAUCUAUGCAGAAUGCCAGAUCUCUCACUUAUUCCAAAUCUUGAGAGCUUGAUUCUGAAAGGUUGUGGAAAUCUGCAUAACAUUUUCUCUUCUAUCCACAAUCUUGAUAAUCUUGUUGUCUUGAAUCUACGAGGAUGCAAAAACAUGGACAUGCUUUCAAUCAGCCCGCAGUGUAGAUCUCUUCGGGAAGUUAUUCUCUCUGAUUGCUCAAAUUUGAAAUCAAUUUCAUAUAUCCCUUGUGCAGUAGAAGAGUUGGACUUAGAUGGAGCUGCAAUUGAAGAAUUGCCAUCACUAGAGCAUCUAUCUAGACUAAGAUUUUUGAGUCUUGAGAACUGUUCGGAGCUUAAGAAUCUCCCUGAGAGUAUUCGCGGGUGUAAAUCUCUUGAAUAUCUUUCUCUUUCAGAUAGUUCAAAACUUGACAGAUUGCCUGAAGGCUUGGGAAAUUUAACAGCACUGGUGGAACUUAAACUCGAGGGAAUUUCUGUAAGAGAAGUACCACCGUCUAUAGCUUGUUUGAACAACCUUGAGAGACUCUCUUUGGCGAGAUGUACGAUUGAGAAUCCACUGAGUUUGCUACCGCAUGAUUCAUCUUUCUUGAACAAACUGGUGGAGCUAGAUCUAUCUCACUCUUCUAUCAAAGAGUUAACCAGCAAUAUCGGCCAAUUACGUUGUCUGGAAGAAUUAUCGAUAGGAAGAAACAAUUUUGAGAGUCUUCCAGGGACUAUUAAAGAUCUCUCUGAAUUGACAUGGCUUGAUUUAUCCGAUUGCCAGAGACUUAAAUCCUUACCGGAGCUUCCACACAAGUUAACAUCUCUAGAAGCAUGCGGCUGCAUUUCACUUGAAGAAUUAUCAAGUGUACCAACUCGUGUCAAAGGUAUGUGGGAUUGGGUGACUGUUAACUUCAACAAUUGUUACAAACUGAAAUUACAUGCAAAGGCUCUACUCAAUAUUCAGAGUGAUGCAGUUACAUGGUUUCACAGUAAGGAAAGAGAAUCCGACAUGUUAGAGGUACAACGCCAUUUACAUGGUUCCUAUGUACGUGGUACCAUAUUUUACCCUGGAAGCGAAAUUUCAGAUUGGUUUGACUUUAUAAGUAGUGAAAGUUUUAUAAAGCUUCCAACGGGUUGCCUCAAUGAUAACGUAAUCGGUUUCGCUUUGUGCGUUGUAUCAUCUCCAUUCCCGAAUGGAUAUUUGAGAUCCAAUGCUGUCGCACCUACAUUUGAUCUUUUUGUUGACAAGAAGCCCAUUUUCCGGGACAUGGCACUCUAUAAUGAAUAUUCACACAAUUAUGUUUUAAAAUCAGAUUUUGAUUAUGUAAGCAUAGGAUUCGAGUUCAUAAUUUUGUCUGAAUUGCUUACACUCAGUUCGAAUAGCGAAGGUUUUGUUAACUUCUUCUCACUUGAUGAUCCUUUUCCUCCGGGCAAGUUGAAAAAGUGUGGAGUCAAAUUGUUGUACGCCAAAGGUAAUGAUUUGUGAACAGAUGCAAGAGUGGACAGAGACUAGAGAUUGAAAUCUAUAAAUGGCUCUAAUGAUGAUUGUAUGUAAAAAGGCUACAGUAAGUGGACUCAAACAUUGAAUUAAAUUUUAUUUAUUUAGUGUGAUAUUUAUUUGUCAAA
Messenger RNA from Pistacia vera, 1661 nucleotides. RefSeq names its product disease resistance protein RPP2B-like. Gene Ontology annotation, molecular function: protein binding. Lineage: Eukaryota; Viridiplantae; Streptophyta; Magnoliopsida; Sapindales; Anacardiaceae. The record is from RefSeq and is a predicted model, not a curated record. Bases 58 to 1521 code for a protein of 487 amino acids. The transcript has 2 exons.